This is a messenger RNA of Capsella rubella, 348 nucleotides long. RefSeq lists its product as uncharacterized. NCBI's taxonomy places the organism in Eukaryota, Viridiplantae, Streptophyta, Magnoliopsida, Brassicales, Brassicaceae. The coding region runs from base 1 to 348 and encodes 115 amino acids. The transcript has a single exon. The record is from RefSeq and is a predicted model, not a curated record.
AUGGCUCAAUUUAACUCCCAAAUUACUAUGCUAUUUAUUGUUGUAGCCUUGGUUUGUGCAUUUGUUCCUGUAUAUUCAGUCGAAGACUCUGAAGCAAAAUCGUUAUGGGAUACUUGUCUUGUUAAAAUAUCUCCUAAGUGUGCCUUGGAUAUAGUGGCUGUUGUUUUCGGAAAUGCAACCAUCACUGAUUCUUGUUGCCACGAUCUUGUUCAAGAAGGAAAAGUGUGUCAUGAUAAUCUUAUUAAAUAUAUUGCUGACAGACCCGCCUUAAUUGCCCGUGAAACACAAUACUUGAAGAAGAGUGACGAUUUGUGGAGUCAUUGUGUCGCAAUCUCUAAAACUGCUUAA